Messenger RNA from Cladophialophora immunda, 1115 nucleotides. RefSeq lists its product as uncharacterized. The record is from RefSeq and is a predicted model, not a curated record. Bases 487 to 885 code for a protein of 132 amino acids. NCBI's taxonomy places the organism in Eukaryota, Fungi, Ascomycota, Eurotiomycetes, Chaetothyriales, Herpotrichiellaceae. The transcript has a single exon.
CUUUCAGCCCCAGUGCACCGGACACCAUGCAGACCGCCAUCGCAGUCCUCCGAAAUUCCCAUGACCGUCGUGCUCUCAGUUACAUAGACAGGUGCAACUUGCCGGACAUGCUCCUGGUCCCCUCGACCCCUUGCAAGGACAACUGAUCAACGUAAGCUAUCUGCCACACACCAAAAUAUCGACUUCGCCAGCGCACCUUCCUCGCACACACGGCAACACACAUCCGCAAUUCCUUGUCUUUGAGGCGUUGAGCGUAGGGCCUUGGUCAGAGUGCAGGACCCCAGGAUUGCUGUACUUUGGAGAACAAGUCACCGUGCGGGACAGAUUUGUCUCCCACAUCGGAUGAAGGUAACGCAAUGCGCGCAGUGGCCUUGAGAGACGCGCCUUCUUCGAGCCCUUGCUGUCGCAAUGCACACCCAUACUCGCAGCGAGAAGAGUCGUCGGCAGGAGAUUUGAGUUGCCAGCGGGUUGAGCCGAGAGUGUUGGAUGUAUAAUGUUGCUCUGCCUAAUGGAUGUAUCAUCUUGUGGAAGAGAGGCAGUUGCGAAGUCAUGUGUGGCCGGUUAAAUGGCCGCUCAGGACAUCUUGCUGAGACUCACUGGGCAAUGACUUCCCCAACAGACGGAACUGCAGCCACGAGAACGAGACGGCAGUCGCACAACCUUCCAUCAGAGCUGUGCCAGGAGACACCACGGCCUCGUCUGUGCAGCUUGAAUGGGCAACCACCUUCAGGCACAUGUUAUCCGGAAUGCCGACUUUGCUAUAUUGACCGAGAAUCGGAGGAAUCCGAGUUGAUAAGAUUCGGUGAAGAGGAGACGGUUACACAGAGACAGGUGAGUCCAGGAGGUUUCGGAUGUGAGCCAAAAUCCGUGAUGUGGCCCGCAUAAUGGCCCCUGCCUGUUCACAUGUUUACAGCGCAUCAUAGUGGAAGCAAUUCCCGAGAGCAGUCGUGGAUCAUAGCGCAUGGCAGUCAGCCGAUUUGAGGAUGUGUGGACGUUGAGGUGCCCAUAGCAGCAAAGUCGGUACAACCUUCUGUGUCUGUCACACGUCAACCGCGAUCCAGUGCCAAUCUCAACAUGGCCAAAUGCAAUUCUGUGUCAAGGUCAACUCAGUCACG